Molecule: messenger RNA, 966 nt
Organism: Python bivittatus (Burmese python)
Lineage: Eukaryota; Metazoa; Chordata; Lepidosauria; Squamata; Pythonidae
Source: RefSeq, a predicted model, not a curated record
CUCCAAGAUGGCGCGUUCCGUCACGGGCUGACUCCGUUGGCGGCGCGCGCACCGUAGUGUUAGCACCGAGGGCCGUUCUCGUCCUCUUCCCCAGCAACGGCGGCUUCCGUAGGGGGUUCAUUCGUUCCUUAUCCUUGCUUUUUUCUUCUGUUUCCAUACACAGGUUUACAUUUUGAAAACAACUUGAACAUUUUACUAUUCUUCUGGAUUGCAUUGCUUUACAGAAUGAAAUAUUUUUUCUGACUGAGAGCUUAUCUAAUGGCUAUGAAUUUGUUUCCUGGAUAUACUUUCUAUGUUCUGCUGGAACACUGAAGCUCUUCAAGAUUAUUGUCUAUGUAGAAGCCAGCCUCUGUCAUACUUGAUUAAAGUGGUUAGAUUCUGCUAGCAAUGAGUUCUCAAAACCAUUCAGGAACUUCCCCAGUGCCUGUGAGAGGUCAGAAUACAUGUCAUUGAUGUGUCCACAACAGUACCUUUGCAAGUUUCACCAUCUAUAGUACCUAUGGAUCUUCACUUGGAUCAUCAAUUCUCCAUGCCAGUGACUGAACCUACAUUACGUGAACAGCAGCUCCAACAGGAAUUGUUAGCCCUCAAACAAAAACAACAAAUCCAGAGACAGAUCCUCAUAGCAGAAUUCCAGAGACAACAUGAACAACUUUCUCGUCAACACGAAGCUCAGCUACAUGAACACAUAAAGCAGCAACAGGAGAUUCUAGCAAUGAAACAUCAGCAGGAGCUGUUGGAACACCAGAGAAAAUUAGAACAGCAUCGGCAGGAGCAAGAGUUAGAGAAACAACAUAGAGAGCAGAAGCUCCAGCAGCUUAAAAACAAGGAGAAAGGAAAAGAAAGUGCAGUGGCAAGUACAGAAGUAAAAAUGAAAUUGCAAGAGUUUGUUUUAAAUAAAAAAAAGGCUUUGGCUCAGCGAAAUCUCAACCAUUGCAUUUCCAAUGAUCCUCGUUUCUGGUACGG